Messenger RNA from Pongo pygmaeus (Bornean orangutan), 3084 nucleotides. Its product is annotated as basic proline-rich protein-like. The record is from RefSeq and is a predicted model, not a curated record. Lineage: Eukaryota; Metazoa; Chordata; Mammalia; Primates; Hominidae. The transcript is spliced from 2 exons. The coding region runs from base 1 to 1035 and encodes 344 amino acids.
AUGCGAGGCGGUGCCACGGCACCCUCGCCUCUCCGCGGGCGCCCUCCGCUCCCGGGACGGCCCGCAGCCCCGACCCCACCGCCAGUCCCUGCCCGGCGCUUACAUAAACGCCGCCACCGCGGGGUCCGGAGCCCGCGCCCGCCCGAGCCGCCGCGGCCCCGCGCCGCCCUCACCUCAGCCGCAGCCGCGCCGCGCCUGAUCCUCCGCACGCGCGCCCCAGGCUCCGGCCGCAGUCCCGCGCCGGGCGGCGCUCUGCCUCGUUGGUUGUGCGCAGCGGCGCGGCGUGGCCGUGGCCUCGCGCGGCCCGGAGUCCCGGCCGCCGACCUGGCCGCUUGGCCGCCGCUGCCGCCGCCGACGCCGCCACGGCCGCCUCAGCGCCUCAGCCCGGCCGCCGGCGGCUCCGCCCCCUCCCCGCCCCCGCCGGCCUGCCGGGCGCGCGCACGCCGAGGGGGCGGGGCCGGCGCAGCGACGCCGGACGUGCGCGCGCUCGGGUGUCCGUGUCCGUCGUGGGCAGCCGGGGCUGUGGCGUCUCCCUCACGACCACCUGCGGCGGACGGGCGCGGGGCCGAUGGGGCUGCAGCGCGUCCGGAGCUGAGAGACCGCGGCUGGGCGGCUCCGGAGCCUGGGGCAGGAGCGCGGGACCGGCCUGGCGUCGCGGCGCCGCCCGCCCGAGCGCGGCUGAGGAGACCCUGCCCGCCUUCGUGUCUUCCUCUGGGUGCGCGGCUGCUGCGUUUUGGGGACGGGGUCUCACUGUCGCCCAGACUGGAGCGCGGUGAACCUCCGAGCUCACGCGAUCCUGCCGCCUCAGCCUCCCUGGUAGCUGGGACCGCAGGCGCCCGGCGCCCGGCGAUUGGCGUUUGCGUAGGUGGCGUCUCGCGGUGCUGCCCAGGCUCCCGGGCCCACGCGCUCCUCCCUGCAGCCGGCACCGCCCCGCCAGGCCCCCGCCGAGCCGCCCCUGCUUCCCCUUCUCCCGGAGUUGUCUGGGACGCGCGGGUCCCGCCGGCCCCCUCUCCCCGCCCGUCAUCCUCACUGUAGACUCCGGGAGAACCAGGUCGCGGCCCAGGACCCUGGACACGGUUCCCUCCGUCUCCCGUUUAGUCCGCACUGACACUAGCAGCUGCUCCCAAUUACCAACGUUUAGGUGAUGGCGGUUUUGUUUGAUUUUUGUUUGUUUGUUUGUUUUAGGUUGAUAGUAAAAGCAUUUUUUUUUUUACAGCAUAUGCAAUAGACUUACUCUUGGAUUUAUCUAUAUUUACUGACUGUUCCACAGUUAUACCAAGAAAUGUUUACACAGAUGAUGAUAAGCAUAUGUAGAAAUGCAACGUUUUCACUGACCGGAAUAACCAGCUCCAGGCUGCAGUUCUCUGCACGAAGAUAAAGUUUGAUAGGCAAACUUGGCAGCUCCUGACCGCGGCGACCUGAGCCCAGAGGAGCAGCCGGGGGCGGUGGGCAGAGCCAGGUGUGGACAAGCGGGUGGGUCCUGCACCUGGGUGGGGGAAGCGGCAGGUUCCAGGGUCAAAUUGAAGUUGUGCUAGCCCUGGCCUCCAAACCUCAGGCGGCCCACUCUGCCCCCGGCCUGUUUCCUCCCUUGUAAAGUGAGGAGUAAGAGACCAUCACAAGCCAGGGAUGGGGUGGCGCACACUGUGAUCUCAGCCACUCUGGAGGCUGGGGCUGGGGGGUGGGGGGCGGGUCGCUUGUGUCUCAGAGCUGGAGCUGUGGUGUGCGACGCCGAGGUCCGCGCCUAUAAAUGGCCGCUGCGCUCCGGCCUGGGCAACACUGAGACCCCGGCUCUGAAAAACAACAAAACUUAAAAGACGAACACAGAUGAAGUAUGGGAGCCUGGUAUGCGGUAAGCACUCCGCAGGUGUCAGCCGCCAGCCCGCAGUCCUGGACAGGUCAGGGGAAGGCCCGCGGUCUGCAGCAGGCUGCCGGCUUCAGUCACUGCCUGGUGGAAAACAAGCCUGUCUUUGGGGCCAGCCAGCUAACAAGUGAGCCCUUCACCCCAUCUGAAGGCGAAGCACCCAAAGGGGCAACCGUGGAAGGCUAAAUAAAAUCAAGACUCCUGGGACGCCUUCUCGGGACACAUUCUUAGUAAAGAGAUAAGUGCAUGAGGACGUUGUGUGUAUUUCUGUGUAACAGGCCACCCCAAACCUCAGCGAAAACCUCUCUUCACUGCUCAUGACUCUGUGGGCCUGCAGCUUAAGCCGGUUCAGCUGGGACGGCUUGCCUCGCCUCCAUGGGGUGUCCGCUGGGCCCACUUACGGGCAGGCGCGCCGGGCAGAUCCGGGCCACAUGUUACCCACCCACCACAGGCUGGCCGGGCCUCCCUCCCGUGGUGGCUGGGCUCCAUCGGCAGCAAGAAAAAGCAAAUCCCCAUGGUGCUUCCUUCCAUCUCCCCGGGAGGGUGAGAUGGCCGGGGCCUGAGUGGACGUGAGGCACCGCACAGGGGACGGGCACGGCAAGCAUGGUUCAUCGGGGCUGUCACUGCAGCAGUCUUCCACAGGCCUUCGCUGAGAGCAGCGGAGAGCGGAUGGCGCCCAAGGCCGGGACCCUGUGCUGCUCCCACGGGCCUCUCAGGCGGCUCUGCAGGACCGGCCGGCAGCCUCUGAUGCUCCCUUCCUAUUCCGUGGCUUCAGGUGCCAUCCUCUCCACAGAGACGGUUUCUAUUGUGAUGCUCUCCCUGACUUGGAAGAAUGGCACUGGGAACAUUCCCCUUGGUGCUGAUGUCGGGGAGGAAAGCAGUUUCCAGUCGCCUGGGGCCAGGACAUGGCGUUCCCAGCUGUUGAGCAUGAAGCGCCACGAUGCCCAUUCGGGUGCCUGUUGAGAUCAGGCUCUUUGAGAAGGAAUCCCGUGGUCGCCUGAGGAAGCCCAAAAAAAUUUCGAGGACAUCUCAGCCAUCCCCUGUUCACUGUGGAGGUUGAACACUGGCGCUCCUGGAGGGGGCCCCUGGGUCUCCACAGAAGUGCUGGCAGCCACCAUCCACUUCCCAGCCUUCCGUGCCUGCCCCACCUCUGUUCUGUUGUUUACCGUCUCCUAUGUGGGAAUUAUGGAAUAAACAAUCACUCUGGUAUCCUGGAAAAUAAA